AUGACUUCACUAACAACAAAUGGUAUUUCAUAUAAAGCCGAGGAUGGUAGUACUAUACCGGAAAAUCACCUCAGUACACCUACCAAGGGAAAUCCCAAUGUUGAUAGAAUAUUGAUGGCACCAAUAAACGAUCAAAACUCAAGUUCUACUCUGAAUAAAGUUAAUAAUCACAAAGCACAAGAAAUAAUCGAUUCACUUCAGCAGAUAAAAGAUUUGGAUUUAUUCCUAGUAACUGCACCUGUUAACUGGCAUGAAAAUCAAGUUAUCAGAAGAUAUUUUCUAAAUAAGGAAGAAGGCUUUGUUUCUUGUGUAUAUUGGAAUAACCUCUACUUUAUUACAGGAACUGAUAUUGUUCGUUGUAUUGCCUAUAAAAUGAGUCAUAUUGGUCGUCAAAUUGUUGAUAGGAAGAAAUUUGAAGAGGGCGUGUUUUCAGAUCUAAGAGCACUGAAAACAGGCUCCCAUGCUGUUUUAGAAAAUUCAAGGUCUCCGUUUCUAAAAUUUCUACAUCGAAACCAAUGUUUAAGGACUCAAAAGAAACAAAAGGUAUUUUUUUGGUUCAGUGUCCCUCAUAAUAAGCUAUUUACCGAUGUGCUAGAGAGAGAUCUGAAGAGAGAGUUGGCUAAUCAACCUGCAACUACCAUACCGGUGAGUGAUGUGUUCAAAAGCUUCAGCUAUGACCAAUCAAUACCCCUUUUAGAACAACUAUCAUCACAUUUCUCCUCUUAUUUAGGUAAAGACGUUAGCAAUUUAAUAAUGAAAACCAACUCAAUUAUCUCCUCCACUAGUAAUAUAGAUAAAAAACCUCCUCUUAAGAGCAGUCACUCAGACAAUAAAACUCCACCGCAAGAAGAGAGAUCACAAGAACAACAACAGCAUUUUCAUUUGGAUAAACAAGUAUCUGACGAUUUUCCUCUGGACUUUUUAGAAUCAAAUAGUAUUUUGAAUGCCAAUUAUAUCACAUCCAUUUCCCCUAUUCAGAACACAAAAGGCUAUAGUCACUCGAAUUAUCAAGAACAAGCAUGUUCAUUUGAGGAGUCAUCGCUCUCACCGAGAAACAAUUCACAAUAUCAAAUAUUACAACAAACGCAACCAUUGCUUCAACAACAGCAAGAUCAAUACGAUGGGUUUUUAUUGAGUUCUUUCAACCAGCAAAUCUUUCUGAAUAAUGCUGGUCAGCAGCCACUUCAAUCUGGUAACCAACCUAUGUUCAUACUAAGUGGAUUACAGUCAGCUAUUGACCCUUCAAACACAUUAUCUAAGCCUCAAUGUCACGGACGAGGUUCACCAAUGAGUAAUAGCUUCUCGCAAUUUGUUCCUGUCAUUCCAACCCCGCUAAUCUCUUCGUGUCCAUCUAGUAUGUUGUUCAAUGGCGAUAAGUAUGUAGGAAUCGAUCAAGUUUUAACGGGUAAUGAUACCGAUGAUUUGAAUCACCAGCAAUUCAUCCAAAUUAAAGCCCAGUCGCCAUCAAUACCAUCGGCCACCGCCACAUAUAUGAACCUUCCAUCAUCCAACCUUAUUCCAAUUUCUCUGCCUCUCCAUGCUGCAUCUGCUAAACAAAAUAAUCAGGACUGUGAUAAUCAAGACGAUCAUCUUGAAAGCAAAAUAGAUGGAAGCAAUAUUGAGCAUGAUGAUGAAACUAGCAGAAAGACAACUGCGGGAGUGCACCACCAAGGCGAAAAUGAAAAUGAAAGCAGUGAUUUUUUCUAUCCCGAUCAACGCCAAGACCUCAUAGCCCUAAGUAUGCCAACAAACAAGAUGAGUUUUGGGUCUUUUGGUGGACAAUUAUUUACACCAGGAACGUUGGGCGUGGAAUUUAAUAUGGAAAAUCAACUUUUGGGUACAGAUAUCGGUAUUUCGCCAGUAAUCGGAUUUAAUAGUGGUAUGUUAUCAGCCAUUCAAUAUCACCCCAAGAAGCCCCUUUCAAGACAAGGGGAAACCCUAUCUGAUGAUGAAAGUACACAUAAAGAGCACGUUGAAAGUAAACAUAAUACAAUUAUAGAAAAUGUUAGAAAUUCAAAAGUCACCAAACCUGGCCGUCGAUCACGUAAGAAAUUUUUAAAUCCAACGUUACAGCAUUUGGAUCUAGACUCUGAUAAUGAUGAUGUAGAUGUAGAAGAUAAAUCUUGA
Pichia kudriavzevii is the source of this 2127-nucleotide messenger RNA. RefSeq lists its product as uncharacterized. Gene Ontology annotation, biological process: regulation of DNA-templated transcription; sexual reproduction; regulation of pseudohyphal growth. Gene Ontology annotation, molecular function: DNA-binding transcription factor activity. The record is from RefSeq and is a predicted model, not a curated record. Bases 1 to 2127 code for a protein of 708 amino acids. Gene Ontology annotation, cellular component: Tec1p-Ste12p-Dig1p complex; Ste12p-Dig1p-Dig2p complex; nucleus. NCBI's taxonomy places the organism in Eukaryota, Fungi, Ascomycota, Pichiomycetes, Pichiales, Pichiaceae. The transcript has a single exon.